This is a messenger RNA of Colletotrichum lupini, 2598 nucleotides long. RefSeq lists its product as uncharacterized. Lineage: Eukaryota; Fungi; Ascomycota; Sordariomycetes; Glomerellales; Glomerellaceae. The record is from RefSeq and is a predicted model, not a curated record. The transcript has 17 exons. The coding region runs from base 1 to 2598 and encodes 865 amino acids.
AUGAGCGAGAAUUUGGAGUACCUUCACACCUCAGAUGGUAGUCGAUUUCUCUCAUCUUGCAAUCUCUUCUUCGCAUUCGUCCGUCUGCCUAAUGGACCCCCCUCAUUGGGCGGGUUCCUAAAGUAUGGGCGGGCUGGUCCCUCCCCGAGUCCCCAGGCUCCCCUAACCCUUCCGCAGACCCUCCGUUACGGUGGUGCUGAUGCUAAAGAUGGCGACAAGAACCCUGAGGCCCAAUUACAAUGCUUGCCCUGUCUGUGGCGGUGGGGUGACAAGGCAUCGUCCCGGGCGGUCCACCAUUGGGGCCCAGCACCAGCAAACUUUGGGCAUUUGCUCCUGAGGCUCGUUUGCGGAUUGCCUGUCGAUAUCCACGGUGGUCCUGAAUGGUGCCAUUUCUCGAGGUGUCUUAUCUUCGGCUCUCGCUUGAGUAUGUCAGAUAAGGGUCCCGGGGAGUCCGCGCUCAACAGGAUGCGCGCAAUCGACAGCUUUUGUAGUGGGCCCAUCAAGGUUAGCCUGUGUCCUCCAUCCGUACCUAGGUAUGGAGCACCCAGCUGCCAUGCCUGGCGCCGGCCGGGGCCAAGUGGCUUCCUGAUUGCACAGCUUGACAGGACCGCCUCUUUUGGCUUUAGCCUGGCUUCGUCCGCGCUCGCCGGCGGCAGUUCUCAGCUAAGCUUGCUGAUAAUCGUAGCCUUGUCAUCGUUCAGCUCAACAUUGCCCACCAUGGGCACCACGAUGUCAGUCAUCAAGACCUUGAUCGUGCCUGCCAUCAUCUCGCUUAUUCUUUUCCUCGUUUCGACCUACGUUGCCCUGCCGCUCUGGCGCAGAUGGCGCAGUCGUUAUAGCCAAUAUCUACCUCUCGAUACCAUAUCGACCUCGACUGUGUCAUUGCGACACCGCGUGCAAAAUGCGUUUGCAAGGAUGAUGGUCCCGUCAACCUGGCGGCGGAAUGCUCAUGAACGACUCGUCAUCGCGACCGACGCUUCCGAAGACGGUUAUUCGUCAGAAGAUGGCGAGGAGCUUGGGGAGGUUGGUGAAGAUACCCGGAGAGCUCUGACAGAAGAUGCUCGGCGAGACAGGCACGACAGCACGAGGCGCUUGAGCCGAGACCUGGAAGAGGGCUUUAGAGAUGACAGUGACGAUGAAGAUGAUGGAGCUGGUAAUAGGCGCCUCGUUACCGGCCACGAGGACACUCAGCUGAAUAUUCGCCUUGCCUUUCCAUCAUACGUGGUGAAUGGACAUGGACACGCGAACUGCCCGCGAUGUCUCUCUCGGCAAUCGCCUGUUCCAGGAAAGUCUGCCAUGUCAAGCGACCCGGAUCUCGUACUUCGCACCCAUCCAAGUUCAAGUUCUGGUUCCGCAUUACUAAGGCAGGCAUUCGGCAAACGUGGGAAUCAACUGAACCUUAUGCCGCCUGCCAACCUGCCUCACUUUGGUCGACUGUCUCGCUCCAUCUCUGCUCUGUUUGGUCUGAGUUGGGGUCAGGCGCAACCACAUGUCCGAAACAAGCACCGCUCAGGCGCCCGUGUUUCCGUCCUGCAGCAUGGCAUCUUACUCUUGUUUAGUGUGGUAAGGAGUGGGAUGAAGUUGGUGGAGGUCAGCAGCACCGAAAUGGUUCCUCCUCCUGGAGGACUGGGAAGAGGGGCACGCAUUCCUUCUGACAAGCGUCGAGCAAAGGUCAGACCAAGACUAAAUGCCGCCAGCGCACAUGUCAAGCAUAGCCCAGCGAGUCGGCGGCACACCUUGUACUCAAGGUAUGGCUCCGUGCACCAUGCCUUUUUUCCUGAGAAAGACAUGGCUGACCCGGCAGAGGAUCCGGAACGGUCCAACGGCGGAGGUCAAUGUCGAGCCAUCCAUCUGCAAGGCACGAUUAGCUUUCCUAAAGUCAGUGGCUCUUCCUGUCCGGGUGUUUGUAUUCCUUUUCCCUUCUUUGUUAUGUUCCUCAUCGUCUUUGUUCAUCACUGUUCGACCGCCGUUUGGUCUAGCAACAAAGGCUUCGGUUACGAAUCUCAUGUCCCUUUCCCGCUGGAGACGAUGAACAUUUUGAAAUCUGUUAUGCGGAAGCAGGAGAUGGCUUCGAAUCCCGCUGCCGACGACACCUGCUGCGCAAUAUGUUACGAAAAAGUAGGCGAGGCUAAGGAGGAGGGCGACAAGGAGGUCUGGCGAUAUCUCCCCUGCGGCCACCGCUUCGGCGGCGACUGCAUACAACACUGGCUCGGCGUCGCCAGCGUCGAUGAGCCGCACUGCCCUUGGUGUAGGGUGAGCAUGCGGUGCGACUGUGGACAUCCCGUGGUGCCGACGACAAAGGCGACGCGCAAUUACAUGUACUGGGGCUGGAUGCCGUGCGAAAUAUGUCACACGCAACUACACCGUACUCGCAAAACAUCCAAAUAUUUUCGCGGUCAGCUUCUACCGCGGCUCAACUCCCUCAUCCACUCGCUCGAUCACAACAUGGCGUCCAUUCCUCAAGAGGUGCCCAAGGAACAGGAAGAAACACCAACAAAAGAGCCUUGGGAGGAUCGUGAAGUAUGGAGGAGGAAGUGGACCGAACAUUUUAUCCAAGAAGAUCGGAAAGCUUCUGGAUCGAAAUCGCCAAAGAAAUAA